CCUCCUCCUCCUCCCCUCCCCCCGGCCGGGAGGAGCCUGCCUGAAAGCCGCCGGGCAGGCACAAGCCGAGCAGCCCUCCCUCCGUCGCGACCGGCCGGUUGCUUGCAGAAAGAAGCGAGGCGCCCGCCGCCUGCCAUGCCCGCGCUGCCGCAAGGGGGGAUCCGUGCUGCCGGGAGACAGACCCGUCGGGUAGGCGGCUGAGGAGCGUUUUAAGAAUGGGGGGCACCCGAUCUCUUCGCAUCCUGCACACACGCCCCACCUCUGCUUUGCUCCGGGGACCGGAGUCUCUCUCUCUGCGCCCUUUUGGAGGCCGCCUUGCUUGAGCUGGGCCCUCCUUUGCAAAACGCUGGCCUUUGUGCGUGCGCGCGCGCGGCCGAUUCCCCCCUUCCCCCGGCACUCCUUCCAUCGAAAAUUCUGGCUUUUUGCGCGUGUGCCCUCUUGGCUGGAUUGCAAACCUUUCCACCCCACCUCCCGCUUCCUUAACAUCGAUUUCCCACCCCACACAUGAUCUAAUAGAUCGGUCCCACCUCCGGAGCAGAGGGUGCGUGUGUGAACCCCGGUGUGGGGUGCCUUUUCCUUCUGGAGAGGAAGUGGGAAGGGUGCGGAGGUGAUGAGGGAUGCGAGACGAUGGCCUCGGAGCGCCGCUCCGGUUUGCAGGAGAGCCGGCGGUGGCGGCGGCGGCGGCGGCGAUUCCUCUGCUGCGUCCAAACCGGCGGUGGCGACGGCGGCACCGUAACCAGUGAUCGGGUCCUUUCCUUGCAGAAAGCAAAGCGGAGCGGCCGGAAUUACACCCCCGUCUAAUUCUCCGACCCGCCCCCUCUCACAUUCUUGCUGUUUAAAAUAAAACGGGGGGAAGCAACCCACGCUCUUCUCCACCCCCCUUCAGUUUUUCUCUGAUGAAAAUGGAUCCGGAUUUGCUAAUGACUCUUUCCGAUCCAGGGGCCAAAUCGGAUCGAGAGCCGCCGUUGCUGACUCUGGGACCUCUCCCCAAUGGAAAAUACUUCUUCCUGGAGCCCCGAAGAGGAGCUGCUUUGCCCAGUCCCGAGCUCGUCCUCCUCUCCCGGGAAACCCCCGCCGGGCACUCCGCCUUGCUCUUGCCGGGGGACGGGAAGCCCUUGGCCCUGGAGCGGGUCCUGAACGGGAUGAAGUUGGCCAAGAUGGACCCCCGCCAAACCUUGUUCCCCGACGGCCCCCUUGAAUUUUUGUACCGCGUGGAGAAGGAGCAGGAGAUGGGCCCAAUCAGCGACGGGCAAACCGAGCCAGGUGUGGGAGAUAAUCAUAACGAUCCGGAUUGCCCCGGGGAAGGCUUGGAUGUGAGACUUGCCCCUGUCCGGGAGGCCCUGGCCUUUGAGGAAAGCACAACGUGGAGGGAAGAGGAGCAGUUGGCCUCUUGCUCUUUAGGCCAGGCUGAGUCUCUCGUUCCUCAGGAUUUACAAGUGGUUGCAGAGGAGUGGCGUGAAGGAGAUCCUCAGGAGGCCUUACCAGUCAGGGAGGGCUUGGUCUUGGCUGGUGUGGAGGAGGGCCCCUUGGACAGGCUCCUUCCAAGCGCUCCUUGGACUCUAGAUAUGGAUAGUUGCGAGGCCCAAAGCUGUCAGCAGAGGCCUUUGUUGAGGCCCUUGGACUUGGCGGUUGCUCCCCAGAUGGGCCUGGGAGUGGACCUGUUUCCUUCUUUGGGUUCUCCCAAUAAUCUUAGCCCACCUCUUGAAUUUGGCCACGCUGAACACAUAGAGGAUGAGUCUACGAGUUCUCUGGAUGAUGCUCCCCUGCUUCAGGCUGUCUUUGAUACCCUGGAUGGCGAUGGUGAUGGCUUUGUCCGGAUCGAGGACUUUGUCCAGUUUGCAACAGUCUACGGAGCAGAGCAGGUGAAGGACCUGACCAAAUUCUUGGACCCCGCCGGACUUGGAGUGAUCAGCUUUGAAGACUUCUGUCGAGGAAUCUCUGCUAUCAGAAAUGGAGCAGAUCCUGACAAUCAGCUCUGCACUAUGGGAUACACCCAUGAUGAGCUGCCGACUGCCUGUCCCGAUGAGUUUGAUGAUUUUGUCACAUUUGAGGCAAAUGAAGUGACGGACAGCGCGUACAUGGGCUCGGAGAGCACCUACAGCGAGUGCGAGACUUUCACGGAUGAAGACACCAGCACGCUGGUCCAUCACGAGAUGCACGAUGAAGUAGAGACGGACAGUGCAAUCGAUUCCACGGUGCACUCGGAGUUCACGGACCCUGUUGAGGAGCCGGAGAACAACGGAUCCCACCCUCAUGACCUGCCCUUGACUUCGGACAUUAACAACCACUCCAUUGUCACUGUAAUUAGUGGGGAAGAGCACUUUGAGGACUACGGGGAAGGGAAUGAGGUGGAUCUCUUCUCGGACAGCUUGUGCAACGGAGAAAGUGGCUUCAGCAGUUCAUCUUUCCUCUCUCCGAGCACCAACCCACUUGCGGCGAAGCUGCACAGCAUUCUCGCUGACGAGGCGUUUGAGUUUUACUGUACCCAGUGCCACAAACAAAUUGAUCGCCUCGAGGACCUUUCUGCUCGCCUAAAUGAUCUUGAAAUGAAUAGCCCAAAUAAGAGGUUCUCAAGCAAGAAGGUAGCCAGGCAUCUGCAUCAGACGGGAACCCUCACAGUGGAUGCUAUGGAGGAACCUUACCGGAACAACACGGAGUGCCUGGAAGAGGAUAUCACUGAUAAGGUGAUCUUCCUAGAGAAAAGGGUGAUCGAGCUGGAAAAGGACACAGCUGCCAAUGGGGAGCAGCACAGUCGGUUAAAGCAGGAAAACCUCCAGUUGGUGCACAGAGCGAACGCCCUGGAAGAGCAGCUGAAGGAGCAAGAGCUGCAAUCGGAUCAGGCCCUCAUGGAAGAGAUCCGAAAACAGCGGGAGAUGCUUAGCAAGAUGGAACGGGAGAAGAGCAUUGAGGUCGAGAACCUCCAAGCCCGGUUACAGCAGCUGGACGAUGAGAAUGGCGAACUCCGGUCCUGCGUCCCUUGCCUGAGAGCCAAUAUUGAGAGGCUAGAGGAGGAGAAGCAGAAGCUGCUGGAUGAAAUAGAAGACCUCACGGUGCAGCUGAACGAGGAGCAGGAGAGCAAGAGGAAGCUGGGGGACAAGCUGACCCAGGAGAGGCACCAGUUCCAGAAAGACAAGGAAUUGACCCAGGAGCUGAUUGAGGACCUCCGGAGGCAGCUGGAGCACCUGCAGCUCUUCAAGCUGGAGGCGGAACAGCGAAGGGGCCGGAGCAGCAGCAUCGGCCUGCAGGAAUACAACAGCCGGACGCGGGAGACAGAGCUGGAGCAAGAGAUCAGGCGGCUCAAGCAGGAUAACCGAAACCUGAAGGAACAGAACGACGAACUGAAUGGGCAGAUCAUAAACCUCAGCAUUCAAGGCGCCAAGAACCUCUUCUCUGCUUCUUUCUCUGAAUCUCUGGCUGCAGAAAUCAGCUCGGUCUCCAGAGAUGAGCUCAUGGAGGCGAUUCAGAAGCAAGAAGAGAUCAAUUUCCGACUCCAAGACUACAUCGACCGGAUCAUUGUGGCCAUCAUGGAAACCAACCCAUCCAUCCUGGAGGUCAAGUAGGAGGCUGGGAGCUUGGCAGCCCUGAAUUAACACCUGGGUGUGGUGGACUGUGCCACUCUGUGGAGGGGAUGCUGGCAAAAGUCUUCGCUCUCCUGCAAAGGAGGCGCGGGAAGCCUCACGGCGUGAGACUGCUUGGGUGAUGGAUCUUGGUGGACUUGCGGGAGAGAGACCCGGCUGUUGAGCCUGGCUGCGCUGACCGACUCCAGUGGGUUUUGGAGCUCCUCUGGCUUGCAGGGGCCUGUCGGGGUUUGGGGGGUGGGCAAAAGGGAACCUGGAGCAAAGGAGGCAAGGGGCCAAACACAGUGGGGAAAAGGGGUGUGGGGAGUGGGGGCGCGCACCAGCCCCUGUGGCGGGAGUGUCGCAGGCACUGAGCCGCAACUUGAAACCCCCUUCCCAUAAGCUCACAGCCCUGCCCCACACACGCAGAGGGUUAGAGGAAUCUGUCUGCGUCCCCCCCACCCCUGGAAAUGAUGAAAAUGAAGGGAAAUUCUAAAAUGCCUCCCUGCCUUGUCUUGCCCUCACACACGCAUCUCUCCCUGAAAGCUCUCCAGGGCACACACAUGGGUUGCACUCUGCGGCAUCUCCCUCCAGGAAGCUGCAUGCGCAGACUCCAAGAGGAGGAGUCGGCGCCACGAGACUUGCAGGUGACUUUCUUGUUGAACCAGCAGAAGGGGAAAGGAGGCUGCCUUUGGCCCUUGCCUUCUCUGAAAGAUGGGGCUCUCUGGUUUUUGUUUCUUUGCACCCAGCAAAAUACUUUAGGGAAGGGGCUGCUGCCUGUAGCUUUGUGUGUUCUUAGCGGGGGAGCCCUUUUUUUUUUGGCCAGCUGCCUUAAAAACCAUGGCUGGCGUGUUUCCCAUCAGAGGGUGCAGGGAGGUGAAUAAGUCCGGGGAGGUGGGGGAGAGGGACAUUCUGGCAUCGUGAUAAAAAAAAAAAUUGACUACUGACAUCCUCUGGAUGAAGACCCAGUAGUGGCUGAUGGUUAUGCUGCAGAACGUGGAGGGCAGCGGCGGGGGGGGGGAUGCUCAGCUGAUGAUACUGUAACGCUGGAGGCAGAGCUGUUCCCUUCCCUCCGUCCCCCCAUCAGGUGCAGCACUAACCGCUUCCCUCCACCUUCAUUGCACACCCUUCACCUGGUGGAUCUUGUUUUUCUUUUCUCAGCAGUUUUGUCACUUUCAGAUAGGACUUCUGACUUCUGUCCUAUGAAAAAGUGUUCUUUUGGGGAGGGUGGGGAGAAGGAGGUUAGAGACAAUACGGAGUGAGAGAAAGCUGCUGUUCAGCUGCUGACAUAACCACGUCUUGCUCCGCAGAAUGUCCUCUGUUCACUAGGAAUGAUGCUUGUGCCAUAAUAUCUGUUCCUCUGUCCAUACCAAGAGUUAUAUCUAAAAUGGUUAAAGCUGGCAGAAUUUUGGAUUGUUGGCUUAAUUUUACAUCCCUUCUGGGACGACAUGAGAGAGACAGACAUGUCAAUUCUUAGUUCUUUAUUCCUUCCUCCCUCAGCCUGGUUUAAACAAAAUAAAAAUCGUAUCGCCAGCAUAAUUUGAAAAACAUAAGCAGAUCCGAACACACGGUUAAGUCGCCUACCGUCCCCACCCCAAAUUGAAUGGGAAGAUGUUGAUUUUUCUCAUACCAAAAAGGUAUGCUGUCUCCACAGAACCAAAGUGUUGAGGGCUUGUCUCUCUCACGUGUUCCUCUCUCUCUCUUGCUCCAUAUAUACUAAAUUUGGCUGUUGGGUUUGGUUUUAAAUCAUGUUUUGUUUGGGGUUUCUUCUUUUUUAAUGGCACAAUUGGGGAACAGGGAAGGUGGAGUGUAAACCUGUAGCUGAUGGAUCCUGCUUGUGCUGUGGCUUAGUGUGUAGAAAACAUUCAGGAAUCCCAAGAGAAGGCACUGAUUGGCCAGUACCUGGGAUCCUGACGAAGGUUUGGCUCUGGAGUGGAGCUGAGAGUUCUGAGCUUUUUAUGGGUGCCUUCUCUGUCUCUCUCUCUGACCUCCUCACCCCCUCUCCUAAAGCACACGCCCAAAACAAUCAUGCUACUCUAGGCACAAGGAAAAUGGCAGCAUCCCUAAUGCUUGCCUGAGCCCCCUAAGUAUCUAGUUCUCAUGGAGAGCAGAAGUGGGUGGUGAUGGCUGACUAAUCUUCUUCCUUGAAAGCAUAAGGUGCUUGAGUUCUGGGCCCCCUGAUGUACAGUGAAAGCCACACUCCUGUUUUUUUUUAAUUCAAAAGCGCACCAAAGUUAGUGCCCCAGUCCAAGGCCACUGGGUUUUGUUCUGUUGAGCUUGGUUGCAUUUAUCGAGAUUACCAGGAUGAUUUGCAGGACCUUGGCCAGAUGAUGUGGAACUAUGUUUUUAAAAAAUGAUUGUAGUCAGUGGAUUUGGGCUCUGUAAUUUCCAGCUGGUUCAAGGGGGGGGGUUGAGGACCACAGGUGCACAAAAGCAGUCCCAGGCAGCAGUUGUCCAAACCCAAACACCCCUACACGUUUAUCAUCUUGCUGUGUUCCCCAUGCACCCCUGGAAUCUGGAGAAAGAAUCCACAUAUUGUACAUUUGCAGAGGACUCUUGGGUGUAAAUCAGUGUACAGUUGGAGAGGGAAAGAUUUUUCUUUUCUUUUUCUACCUUUGUAGAGUUAGUUAUUUUUUAUAGAUUGAAGGCUGAUCGGUUUUUUUAAUACUUCUGGGGAAAAAUAAGAGCAAUGUAUCUGUGUAUACACGUACACACACAUAUAUGUAUAAUGUACAAAUCUAUAAAUAAGCAGAUCUGCCUUUCUUGACUUGGGCACCAUCGUCCACGAUAAAACACACACACUCCUCUCCCAGCCUCCCGGUUGAUCACAAAGAGGUACUGUAAUGUAAAUAGUCACGGGGGGGGGGGAGAGAAAUACGAUAAUAAACCAACAAAAUUGAAGCACUGGCUUGCACACAACAUUAAUUUCCUGAGGAAAACUGUUCUUCCCUGCUGGUAUGUGAAGGAAUUUCCAGAAUGAGGCAAAACAGUAUUUUUGUCUAAAUGGAUGUACUGACUCUUGUCUGAUUAAAAGCUGUUACCAUCUC
Messenger RNA from Rhineura floridana, 6604 nucleotides. RefSeq names its product RAB11 family interacting protein 3 (gene RAB11FIP3). Gene Ontology annotation, cellular component: cleavage furrow; recycling endosome membrane; endocytic vesicle. The transcript is spliced from 15 exons. Gene Ontology annotation, molecular function: calcium ion binding. Gene Ontology annotation, biological process: endocytic recycling; regulation of cytokinesis. NCBI's taxonomy places the organism in Eukaryota, Metazoa, Chordata, Lepidosauria, Squamata, Rhineuridae. Bases 897 to 3560 code for a protein of 887 amino acids. The record is from RefSeq and is a predicted model, not a curated record.